Molecule: messenger RNA, 1526 nt
Organism: Panicum hallii
Lineage: Eukaryota; Viridiplantae; Streptophyta; Magnoliopsida; Poales; Poaceae
Exons: 3
Coding region: 1-1113 (370 amino acids)
Source: RefSeq, a predicted model, not a curated record
AUGGCCACGAGGCACGAGCAGUCUACUACUCCGGCGGUCAGCUCCACCCCGUCCCCGACGUCUCCCUCGCGCUCGCCGCGCGCCACCCGGCUCACCGUCGCCCCCACCGUCUUCGCCGCCGACCCGGACCCGCAAGCCCGCAUCGCCGACCCCUGCGUCCUCGCCGCGGACCCCUCCGGCCUCUUCCUCGUCCUCGCUCCGCCGUCCGUGUCCGAGCGCCCCCCCACGGAGGCGCGCGUCCACCGCGGCCCCGACGGCGUCGAGCGCACCAUCCACGUCGGGCGCAUCCCCACGCCGGCCUGCUUCGUCCUCGACGUGCCCUCCGCCGCCGCCUCCCGCGUCCCCGACCCGGACUUCCUCAACGCCUCCUGCGUCGGCGUCAUCGCCGCGCCCGGCGGCCGCUGGUACAUGGUCGUCGAGUUCCAGAACAUCGUCGGCUGCGACGAGGCCACGCUGAUCGGCUUCUCGUCCGAGACCGGCGAGUGGUUCGAGGUGGACGUCGCCAACCACCUGCCCGGCUGGAUCUGGAGCUUCGACGACGUCAUCUCCCACGACGGCAAGCUCUGGUGGGUCGACCUCGCCAUGGGCCUCCUCGCCUGCGACCCCUUCGCUGACCAGCCAGACGUGGCCUACGUGCCGCUCCCGAAAGCAGGCGAACACGGCGGGGGCCGUCACGCUUGCAGCUACUGCUCCCAGAGAAAGCGCGCCUCCCGCCGCAGCGUGCAGGUCAGUAAUGGCAAGUUCCGUUGUCUCGAGACAAGCUGUCCGCUCCAGCGCCAGGGCGGCGCACCAAAGUUCAUCAUGCACACGCUCGCUGAUCCGGAGACAGCUCAGUUGACGCCCGAGUAUUGUGUAAGCUUUGCCGAGAUCUGGGCCGGCGAGAGCUACAAGGCGGCGGGGCUGCCGAAGAAGACGCCCAUGGUCGCCUUCAUCCACCCCAAGAACCCCGACGUCGUCUACUUCUUCGUGGAGGAGUACCUCUUCGCCGUCAACAUGCACACCAAGAAGGUGGUGGAGGGCGAAGCCCACAUGGUCGGCGCCUCCUCUUCGUCCCGUGUUCUCGCGUGGGAGCUGCCGCCCGCGCUAACUGCAGGUUCCUCCGGGAGUCUCUGAAGAUGAAGAAAGGGUCGGGUGGCGAGACGGCCACCUGAUUGCAAGCAAAUCUGCUAGCGUUCUCUUGCGUUGUCCAGGCCCAGAAGACAAGUUAGGAAGAUGCUCUUAUCACCGGUGGACAUCGUUAUGGUGUUCGUCUGCCUUUUUCAACCAUGGAGAUGAUUCUCUUUCUAGAACUGUCACUAGUUUUCUGCGAAACAUUUCAGUAGCUCCUGCUGACACAAUGACCGAUAGGCAUGUUUGUGGAUUCCUGUGUGCGGUGACCGGUAAUGCCAAUGCCCCUACGUUUCGUGAGUUAUUUCUGGUUGCUACAUCCUCCUCAUGCAGACUUCAGUUAAUCUUGGUUGAAUGGUUGUGCAUGCUUGAGGUUGAUUACGGCUCGGUAUAUAUCGGUGACUCCGUAGGCGCACCGU